Messenger RNA from Gongylonema pulchrum, 477 nucleotides. The record is from the annotation of a GenBank genome assembly. NCBI's taxonomy places the organism in Eukaryota, Metazoa, Nematoda, Chromadorea, Rhabditida, Gongylonematidae.
AUGAGCGAUGCCGCGCAACAAGAAUCACAGAACAGACCGCAUUACAUUCAAUUCCAGCAUCACAGGCGUGGGCGUAUAUGUCGCAAACAUGGAUCAGAGAAGUGCGGAUUCGGGAUCCCAUUUUAUCCAAUGAGCCAAACUCACAUUUUACAGCCACUACCCGAGACAGUCAAUGUGAAUGAGCGCCAAUGUCUUGCCAGACAGCUGCAGCAAAUAAAGGCUGCAGCUGUCUGGCAAGACAUUGGCGAAAAUUUAGACGGUCGGAGCUUCGACGAGUUUCUCGGUCUAUGCCAAAUUCCUGAGGAAGAAUAUUUGCUAGCAAAUAGGCCUGAACUGCGAAGAUGUAAAGUAUUUUUGCGACGAUCUCCUUCGGACAUUAUGAUCAAUCCAUAUUCCCCGAAAAUUUUGGCAACUGUGAGAUCCAACAUGGAUCUGCAGUAUGUGCUCGAUCCGUACGCAUGCGCCUCCUAUAUUUGA